UGACAAAAGUUGAAAACAGUUGAAGCUCGCUCUCGCUAUAGUUAGCAUCGCAGUGGUCCUCGAGGCUGAUUCGAUACUCUUUUUUUUUCUGUAAUAUUACCGAUAACAUUUUUCGAAAAAAAAAAUUGGAAGAAAGUUUUUUCUGGAAGAGAAAAAUAAAAGGAUGAUUUUUUUCUGAACGGGGUUUCCGUGUUUUUUUUUGGAAAAAUUUAAUUGGACCAUGCAUCUCAUUGUUUACCUAAACAAUUUGAUGAGGGCAAGCUUUACGAUUUGAUCGAAAAUUUAAACUGAGAAAAAGGAUUUUUACAUUAAGGCUAUUAUUCAACGAUGCAUUUGGAGAUAUUACUGGUCUGUGUGGCUUGUGUUAUCGCAGGAAUAAAAGCGUCAGCAAUACAUGGUCCAUGCGAAACAGAUGAAGAUUGCGGUACAAUAGACACAGAAUGCAAUAAUAAUGUGUGUACGUGUAAACCAAAUUUUGCAGUAUGGUUUGAUUCCUGCGUUGCACUACCCCAGCCUAGGAUAACCUGUCACAAGAAACACGACUGUCACAGAUCCCUAGGAGUGAAAAGUAUGUGCACAAAAAAGAAUCAGUGUGCGUGUAAACCUUUCCACCACUUGCACCAAGGACAGUGCGUUAAAAACAGAGAUCUGCAUGACACAUGUGAUCACGAUCACCAAUGCUACUGUGGAGAAGACUGUCAAGAGAAAAUUGCUUGUAUUCACAAGAACUGUUCGUGUAAAGCUGGUCACAAACCCUACCGAAGUAGGCGAUGUAUUUCUGACACCCCAUUCGUCUUGAGAAUAGCAGAUCAAGUACAACUUGCACCUAUAAAAGCGACAGAAUCAUUCGUCAAAGAAUCCACAGUUGCCUCCAGCACGAAAACUCUAUUUUCUUCAGUUAUAUCUAUAGUAUUACCGAUUUUUUUGUUAAUAAAGUAAGAUAGAAUAUAGAAAACGAUAGAACUCGACUGUACUGAUUAUUAUUAGACUUCUAGAUUUUAAAAUUAGUUUUACUGUAAUUUUAGUUUUUAGUUCGUUUACUGUGUAAAUAUUGUAGUACUCUUUUUAUACAUAUUGUAUAUUUUAUACCAAAUAAACAUUUUUUACCUC
Molecule: messenger RNA, 1110 nt
Organism: Sitophilus oryzae (rice weevil)
Lineage: Eukaryota; Metazoa; Arthropoda; Insecta; Coleoptera; Curculionidae
Exons: 6
Coding region: 328-939 (203 amino acids)
Source: RefSeq, a predicted model, not a curated record